This is a messenger RNA of Musca domestica (house fly), 2538 nucleotides long. RefSeq names its product endophilin-A. Gene Ontology annotation, molecular function: protein binding. The record is from RefSeq and is a predicted model, not a curated record. Gene Ontology annotation, biological process: synaptic vesicle uncoating. Gene Ontology annotation, cellular component: cytoplasm; presynapse; glutamatergic synapse. The transcript has 2 exons. The coding region runs from base 562 to 1677 and encodes 371 amino acids. NCBI's taxonomy places the organism in Eukaryota, Metazoa, Arthropoda, Insecta, Diptera, Muscidae.
AUUCUCAUCGGAGAUAGAAUUGCUCGAGAAAAAUUAAAUUGUGUAAAACGUUCGGUGAGAGUAAACCAAACUUGCGAAAAAAGUAGAACACACACAAAAAACGGGAAGAAAAAACAAUUAGCAAUAAACGCCUAACAAUAAAUUCUGAAAUAAUCGUCAAAAAAUCUGCACAAUAACUAAAUUAUAAGAGAUAGAGUGAAAAUAUUCCAAUUCGAAUGUCAAUUUAGUCCAAAAAUAUAAAACGCGAAAAACGAAAGAAAGGCAAAAAUUAAGCUGAAGGUGAUUGAUUUUUCCUCACUACCCGUUAUCGUUGUCGUCGUCGUCGUUGCCAUUGCCGUGCGUGUGUAUAUAUCGUUCGUUGGUUACACUUGGUGCUGCUGGUGGUAUUUGGAGAAAGCAAUCAAGCAGAAGCAGCAGAGGAGAAGAAGAAAAUACAGGCAGCAGUCAGCCAGUCCGCUGUCGUCGUGGUAGUAAUAAAACAAAAAGUCCAUUAAGUCGUGUUUAAAACGACCCCUUCCCCAUUGAUAAGAUUUUCGAGAAGACAACAACACCAGCCUAAAAAUGGCCUUUGCAGGAUUCAAGAAACAAAUUAACAAAGCCAAUCAGUAUGUGACGGAAAAAAUGGGUGGUGCCGAGGGCACCAAACUCGAUUUGGAUUUCAUGGAAAUGGAACGCAAAACAGACGUAACCGUCGAACUGGUCGAGGAACUGCAGGUGAAAACCAAAGAAUUCCUACAACCAAAUCCCACGGCCAGAGCCAAGAUGGCAGCCGUCAAGGGCAUCUCGAAAUUGUCUGGACAGGCAAAAUCGAAUACGUAUCCUCAGCCCGAAGGCCUUUUGGCUGAUUGUAUGUUGACUUAUGGCAAAAAGUUAGGCGAAGACAAUAGCGUUUUUGCGCAGGCGCUAGUUGAGUUUGGCGAAGCGCUGAGGCAAAUGGCCGAUGUGAAAUAUUCUCUGGAUGACAAUAUCAAACAAAACUUCCUGGAACCACUGCAUCACAUGCAAAUGAAGGAUUUGAAAGAGGUUAUGCAUCAUCGAAAGAAGCUGCAGGGACGGCGACUUGACUUCGAUUGCAAACGUCGCCGACAGGCCAAAGACGAUGAAAUACGUAGUUCCGAGGAAAAGUUUGCCGAAUCGUUGCACCUUGCCCAAAUGGGUAUGUUCAACUUGCUCGAGAAUGACACCGAGCAAGUAUCGCAACUGGUAACUUUCGCCGAGGCUUUGUACGAAUUUCACUCUCAGUGCGCUGAUAUUUUGCGCGGUCUGCAGGAAACGUUGCAAGAGAAACGGGAAGAAGCCGAAUCGCGUCCUAAACCGGAAUUUGUGCCCAAAACUCUACUCGAUUUGAACUUGGACGGAACGGGCAAUGACACGGAGAGCUCGGGCACACCAGCCCACCAUAGGGCGGCUGGUGCAUCUCCGCUGCCAUCGCCUAUGCGUUCACCGGCAAAAUCGAUGGCCACAACACCGUCGCGACAACAGAUGCAGCCCUAUUGCCAGGCGUUGUACGAUUUCGAUCCUCAAAAUCCCGGCGAGUUGGGCUUUAAAGAACAUGAAAUUAUUACGCUUCUGAGUCGCGUCGACGAAAAUUGGUUUGAGGGCUCAAUCAACGGUCGCACUGGCUACUUUCCACAAUCGUAUGUGCAGGUGGUUGUGCCACUGCCAAAUGGUAAUUAAAUAGCAAACACAAACAAACACACAAGGAUUAUGAAUGAUGAUGAUGCUACAACUAACUAAUGAUGAUGAUGAUAAUAAUGAUGUGAAAAAAUGACCCAACCAACAACUGACAUCCAAGCCAAACAACACCAGGAAGGAGGCUGUUUCUCUCGAUAAUGAUUAUUGCGAUAUUGAUGAUGAUAAUGAUGCUAACAAUGUUGAUUAUGCAUAUUAUAUAGCUUCAAUGAUUAUGACAUGCUGCAGAAGAAAAUAUAUAGAUACAUAUAUACAUAUAUUGGAAAAAUUCCAUCAUUAGGCCCACUAUUGCCAUACACACCACAUAGAAAUUAGAAACAAUAUUGCUUAUUUAAAAUAUAUUUUUGUUUAUUAUUAUUAAUUUUUGUUACCAAUCAUAAAAGUAAAACUUUUUUAAUUUGUAAGACAUACCUAAGAUAUAUACAAAUAUACAUAGCUUAUUAACCAUACUAUCACACGUCCACCCUUACCUGGUAACUGCUUGUUUACAAGGCAAAAUAUUGAAUGUAUGAAUAUUUUUUAUAAUAGAAACAAUAAAUAAUAAUAAUAAAAAAAAAUACAAAUUAAAUCAAAAUUCUAUGAUCCUCCACAAUUCUUCUGUAUUCCAAAUUCUCUAUUUCUCUCUACCUUUAUUAUAUUACUAUAAAUGUGUGUUGUUUAUUUUGUUAUUUAUUAUUAUGUAUUAUUAUUAUAAUUAUAUUAAAUUAUACAAUAUAUGAAAUUUUUAAGGCUAAACAAUUUAAAUUAAAAGAGAAAAACAAAUUAAUUAUUAAUAAUAAUCUAAAAUUAUAUACAUGUAUAUUUAUUAAUAAAUAAAACAGAAAAACAAAAACAAACAAUAAAAAA